Molecule: messenger RNA, 5917 nt
Organism: Phyllostomus discolor (pale spear-nosed bat)
Lineage: Eukaryota; Metazoa; Chordata; Mammalia; Chiroptera; Phyllostomidae
Gene: SYTL5
Product: synaptotagmin like 5
Exons: 18
Coding region: 506-2773 (755 amino acids)
Biological process (GO): intracellular protein transport; exocytosis
Cellular component (GO): plasma membrane; exocytic vesicle
Molecular function (GO): small GTPase binding; neurexin family protein binding; phospholipid binding
Source: RefSeq, a predicted model, not a curated record
AGCGCGUGAGUCAACGUGCUCCCUCGGGUUAGGAGCGGGACUUUGCCUCCCGCCCGGGGUCCACAUUUCAUCUCCAGCUUCAGCAACUCACCCACGAAUACUGGCCCCCUCCGGAGGCUAGAUCUGCUGCCUUUCCGUCUAGUGUUUCUGGAUUCUCCUCCAGUGGAUCUGAUUCCUGCCCUGUAGCUUUCUGAAGGAUUGACAUUGAGCAUCAUUAGUGAAACUUGGCUACCACCUGACUGUACACAACAAGAGAGGCUUUGGAGAUCUUUUUUAGUUAAAACAAUAAUGACUUUCUUGGAAUGUAUUCCCAGUGGAGCCUGUUUUCUGUGUAGCCUGGAAGAACACCUAACUAACAUUGGCAAUUAUUCAAAGACCUUAUAAAAACCACUCUAUAUCAAACAACUGAGUGACUCUGGGUUGUUCAGGGGGAUCCUAAGAAUUGGGAAUAUCAAUUUACCUAGAAGAUUCUGCCACUGCUACUCAGAGCUGCUGCUAAAAUACCAUGUCUAAGAACUCGGAGUUCAUCAAUCUCUCAUUUUUAUUAGAUCAUGAGAAGGAAAUGAUCCUGGGAGUCUUAAAGAGAGAUGAAUAUUUGAAAAAAGUGGAGGAGAAGAGAAUAAGGAAGCUUAAAAAUGAACUCUUAGAAGCAAAACAUAGAAGUGGGAAGACUAAACAAGAGACAAGCAGAAUUUGUGCUCACUGUCAGAAAAACCUGGGUUUAAUAUUUGACCGGGGAGACCCAUGCCAGGCUUGCUCACUGAGAGUGUGCAGUGAGUGUCGGGUGUUGGGCCCAGAUGGCAGCUGGAGGUGCACUGUCUGUGCCAAAGUCGCGCAACUAAGGAUUGUAACUGGUGAGUGGUUUUUUGAAGAAAAGUCAAAACGUUUCAAGCAAGCCAAUGUUCUAGGCACAGAUGUUGUCCGACAGUCCAUCUUAAGAAGAAAUCCAGGAGGUGAAGAAAUACAAAGCCAAGAGAAAAACCACCAGGAUGCACAAAAGUCAAACACUUCACCUUCUGCUGGGCAGAAGGCCAGCCAUGAUGGGCCCAGGAGAAAGGGAUUUCUUCUUAGCAAGUUCAGAUCAGCAACCAGAGGAGAAAUCAUCAUAACGCCAAAAACUGAAAGUGGGCGGAGUUACAGCGUGGACUUAGACAGGCAAAAUUUUCGGUAUUUAAAGUCAGCCCCCAGUUCAGACAGAGGAAGCACUGGCUCAUCAGAUCUUAAUGACCAGGAAGUUGGUCCUGGGACACCGAAGAGCAGCCAGAGCAGUGGUAUUACCUCAGUCACUCAGAGGUCACCAGCUCUAAGUAUACACACUGUAACCUCAGUCAGCAAUAAAAAGGAGCAUGGUUUUGAAAAUCUUUUGGAUUUGGCUGCCACUGAAGGCCCCUCUGGAGACCUCACAAAGAAUCAUUGUAGAAACACUUCUGGCACCCCUUCCAUAGCAGUGUCUGGGGCCUCCCUCUCCUCAGACCGAAGUCAAUCUGAGUUAGAUUUGAGUGGGUCAUUUACAGAAGACUUAGAGGAUACUGUAAACUUAAGAAGCAGGUCUGUCUCUUGGGUUUUAGAUAAAGACAUGGACUCCUUGGAAGAGACUGAAGAAGGCAUUGAUGACUUAGUGUCCUCCAGGUUUUCUGCAAAUACCCACAGCCUAGCAAGUGGCCUGUCAACAAAUUCUCAAGCAGGAUCUGACAGGAAGUGGACCUACCUAAAUGUGCCUGAUGCCGACUCAGACACUAGCAGCCUUAACAGCAUGAUGAGUGUUUACAGUGAAACAGGAGACUAUGGCAACUUGAAGGUCAGCGGUGAAAUCCUUCUCCAUAUCAGCUACUGCUACAAAACUGGCGGGCUCUACAUUGUUGUCAAGAAUUGCAGAAAUCUGGCCAUAGGAGAUGAAAAGAAACAGAGGACAGAUGCUUAUGUCAAGUCAUACCUCCUUCCUGACAAGUCUAGAAACAAUAAGCGCAAGACCAAAAUCAGAACAGGCACCAAUCCAGAAUUCAAUGAAACACUAAAGUACACCAUCAGCCAUAGCCAACUGGAAACAAGAACGCUGCAGCUCUCGGUCUGGCAUUAUGAUCGAUUUGGACAUAACAGUUUCCUCGGGGAGGUAGAGAUUCCUUUUGACUCAUGGAACUUUGAAAAUCCAAGCGAUGAGUGGUUUGUGCUACAGCCCAAGGUGGAAUUAUCUCCUGACAUUGGCCUUCAGUACAAAGGAGAACUGACAGUUGUUUUACGUUACAUUCCCCCAGAAGAGAACCUGAUGUUUCUGCCAGGACAACCUCAAGGAAAGAAGACCUUUAAAAGGGGAAAGAAGGAGCCACCUAUACCCUCUGGAGGAAUACUAGAAGUGUUCAUCAAAGAGGCAAAGAAUUUGACAGCGGUGAAGUCAGGAGGCACUUCUGAUAGCUUUGUCAAGGGCUACCUGCUCCCUGAUGAUAGCAAAGCCACCAAGCACAAAACUCUGGUAAUAAAAAAAAGUGUUAACCCUCAGUGGAAUCACACUUUCUUCUUCAGUGGCUUGUAUCCCCUGGAUAUAAAGAAUGUUUGCCUAGAACUUACCAUCUGGGACAAGGAGGCCUUUUCCAGCAACAUCUUUCUGGGAGGAGUUCGUCUGAAUACUGGAAGUGGUGUGAGCCAUGGAAAGAAUGUGGAUUGGAUGGACUCUCAAGGGGAAGAGCAACGUCUUUGGCAGAAGAUGGCCGACAAUCCUGGGACUCCUGUAGAGGGUAUACUCAUGCUCCGUUCUAGCAUGGGGAAAUGUCGGCUCUGAAGGUACCAUUCUCCAAAAUGAGGCCUCCUGAGACUGUUUGGCUGACACUUCCUACCAGUAGCAGGCUGGGGUCCUGGGAUUCCUCUUCCCUGGCACUUCUCACCUGAGGGCAUUAGGAAAUGAGAGGAGAGAUGUCAGUGGAAUGAACCUUUAGGAUCAUGAUGAAAAUCUAAAAAUGCAUGUAUCUCUAUGUGUCUAUGGGCCAGGACCUUCUUGACUGGAUGAUAGAAAGUGUACCACAUUGUUCUGUCAACAAGCAAAUCAUGCAAUGAUUCAUAGGCCUUACCAUAAGGGAAAUGGCUGGUGCAAGCAUAUUCAACACUAUAGUUGAGAUUGGAAAUUCCAGACUUUCUCUAGUUAUUAGCUACUUUAGGUUUCCUCAAAUGGUUUGAGGGAAAGGGGGAUCACUCAGGAUGUAGAUCACUUGAAGAGUAAGCAGGGAUACUGGCUACUUUUUCCUUACCCUGGGAAUCCCCAUGGUCCAAAGAAGGCACAUGGGGGUGGUUGUUGGGAGAAGACUGUGGCUCUGCUAUUUUAGUAAUCUUGUGGCUUACCCAGGUACAUUUUCAAGAUUUUAUGUGGUGACUAUAUAAUUUAUAAUCUAAAUCAGCCCACUUUUGAGAGCCAAGGGAGCUAAACCAUUGUACCAGAAUAACAGAUGUAAAUCAGGAUUGACAUGGGAAAAUUGGGAUGUAUGAUCACCCUAGUUAUGACCUGGCUAUUAGAGCACUCUGUUGCAAACAUGUAUUUUAUAAAAUGUUCCAGUCUUAACUGAAGGGGGAUAAGAAAUAAUGUAUAUUUUGAGCCCUGCUUGUGUCAUAUCUAUUGAUACCCCAUUAGUCAAAAGAAGUCACAUGACCAAGCCCAAAAUCAAGAGACAGGGAAAUAUGUUCUGCUUACAAAGAAGCCAUGGCAAGAGUGUGGAUGCAGAAGGAAUGAAGAAUCAGGGCCAAUAGUUCAAUCUACCAUACUUUCUGUCACCUAGAAUUCCAGAUGCUUAAGCCACCAAACUUAGAUGCAAAGGCAGUUAAAGCUGAAAAGGGUAUCAGACCUUGUUACUCAUUUUGCAGAUUCCAAAUCUGAGCACAGAGACCUGAAAUGACUUGCCCAAGAUCAUGUAGAAACUGUAACUAUAUUUGGACUUAAAUCUGGUGUGUGACUCCUAGGCCAGUGUUCUUUCCACUGAAGUUCUUGGCAUGAUCCUGUUCUUAUUAUGGUGGACAGGAGGACAUAGAUGAAAGAAGGUAGGGCACAGUCUGAUUAUUCGAGUAUGAACAUACCUGCCCUAGUCUUCUGGAGUCAUAUUUUAGCCCCUCAGCUACAGGGCCUAAACAUCCUUAAAAGGAUAGAAACUGAAUUUUAAUAGUAGGAAAACUAGAAUCAUCUUCAGGUUUAUUCUAGCUCAUUGUUCCAUAUUUUAAGUUUCUUCUUGAAUUUUGAAAACAGACUUAAGAAUAUACUUAGCAUUAUUCUUAGUAAGAGAAUAAGCAAUUUUAAUAUUAUUCAAAAAUAGACUAUUUCUAGAAAAUUUAAGUUAGUGACCUAGUAUAGCUUAGUACAUGUGGUGCAUUAAAAAAUAGUCACACCCAUAUCCCAAUGUUACCCUUCUUAAAAACAGAAAAAAACAAAAAAUGUAACAUCAUUUCUACUUUCUAUAUUGGAAAAAUAAAUUGUCAUCAGAUUUGAUAAGAUUCAUUUAGAGCAAUCCUCUGCAUCAUGAUUUCAUAAAAACCAAUAUCUAACUGAGCAUUUCUGUGAUGCAAAACAUAAGUAUGCAAAAGUCCACCAGAAAUAGGUUGGUGUUGCUUUCAAAUAAAAGACAAAUUGAUCUUUAAGUCACUUUUUUUUCUUUUACUAAGUAUGGUGUAGAAGCACAACAAACCUCUUUAAAUAUUGGUAAUAGAUGUGAAUGACAUAAAAUUUAAAUAGUUCAAAAUUGUAAAAAGUCAGUCUUCCUUUUGCCCUUGUAUAUCAGAAUAUGUUGACAACCUGAUUUUUUUAUGGCUACAGGGUAUUACAUUGUAGGGAUCUAUCAAAUUCAUUUAACCAGUCCUAUCAAAUGCCAUAUUAAAUAUGGUUAAAUAAACUGUCUAUGUUUGGUGGCUUUUCUAAGCAGCCUUUUUUUUUUUUAAUUCAAAAUGAGGGGUGUGUGUGUGUGUGUGUGUGUGUGUGUGUGUGUGAGAAAUGUUUCACUUUGGCAUAUUUAUCCUACAGAGAUAGAUACAUAUGUGAGAAAUGAGUAUACACACAGCAUUUAUUGCAAAAGAUUGGAAGCACUUCCAAAGCCCAUCAAUAGAGGCUUUCUGUCAUAAAUAUGCCUAAUUUAUGUUUCAUUAGUUGCUCCCUCUCCUUCUCUGUCAAAAAUUGUUCAGUGUUAAACGUUGGAUUCUUUGGUGCUUGUUCUUUCUUUUCUUCUCACUUCCUAUACCCUCUUGGGUGUUACCAUGUACUGUGCUCUCAUGGUUUUACAACCAUUCAUAUGCUUAUGACUUCAAACUCACAUCUCCAACCCAGAUUCUUUCUCUCAGACCCAGACCCAGCUUCAAUGACCCAUAUGACAUCUCCACCAGGGUAGCUCAUGUUUUCAACACAUUAAAAACUGAACUCUUCAUUCCACCCUCUCACUUGUACCUAGGUCUUUCUACUCCCAUAUAAUAUCUAUUGGACUAUCUGAUGGACUUUCUACUGGAGUAGAAAGACCUACAUCCUGACUCAGUACCUGGUACCAUCAUCCACUCAGUUAUACUAAGUAGGCACUGGGUAAUAAUCUUUGGUUUAUGCCUCUCCCUUACCUUGAGGCAAACUCAAUCAGGAAUAUUGAUUUUACCUCCUAACUAUCUCAAGAGCUUGUCUAAUCCUUGCCAUCUCUGUGCCACAACCGUAGUCCAAGCCACCAUUACCCCUUUCUAUGGUUAUUCCAAGUCUCCUAACUGCUAUCUAUGCAGCCACUCUUGCUCUCCAUCAAUCCAUUCUUCAUACUGUGGUCAAAUUUUCUUAACAUGUUAUUUUAAAAUGUUUAAACAUACAGAAAAGUUGAAAUGAUUUUACAGUAAACAUUCUCAUACCCACUACUUAAAUUCAGCUUCUACCAUUAGCUGUAUUUGCUUAUUAUUAUCUAUCUGUCCAUUUCCUUAUUGUUCUUUU